Messenger RNA from Fusarium sp. VM40, 1164 nucleotides. NCBI's taxonomy places the organism in Eukaryota, Fungi, Ascomycota, Sordariomycetes, Hypocreales, Nectriaceae. The record is from the annotation of a GenBank genome assembly.
AUGGUUUUUGGUCGAUCCCUUACAGAAUCACGUCUCAUCAGCUCUGCCAACUAUGUCCGGACCGAAUUACCUACACGGAUUGCGCAUCGCAUUCGAGAUAUGCAACGCCUACCAUACGUCGUCACCACGAAUCGACACAUAAAAGAAGUCUAUGACCUUUACUAUCACGCUUUUGACACGUUUCGCAAAUUAAAGGAAGUUAAAACUUUGGAGGACAACGACAGGCUGUGCGAACUUAUAAGCUUUAACUUAAAGGGCCAUUUGACCGUGAUACCGAAACUCUCUAUGGGUAUUCUAGAAUGUGGCGGGCUGAUGAGUCCCAUUGAUUUGGACAUUUUCAUGAACACUAUUCUCCGAUCGCGGAUCUCCAGACGAGUCAUCGCUGAGCAGCAUCUGUCCUUAACAGAAACAUACAACUCGCCUAACUUCUCACCUGGUGCUACACUUUCAGAGUCGGACUUCAUUGGCGAAGUCUUUAUCAAAUGCUAUGCCAAAGACGUUGUUGAACGCUGUUCAAAGGCCAUCACCGCUCUUGCUCGGACUACCAAUGGUCCCGACGUCCAGAUACCUGAUAUCAAAGUGGAUGGCCAUCUCGAAGCUUCUUUCCCCUAUAUCCUCAGCCAUCUCGAGUACAUUAUCGGUGAACUCCUUCGAAACUCUGUCCAGGCUGUUAUCGAUCGACAUCAGAGACUUCACCCGGAUCCUUAUAACGUGAAGCCCCCCCCUGUGGAGAUCACCAUCUGUGAAAACCAGCAACAUGUAAUCAUUCGAAUAUGCGAUCGUGGUGGCGGCAUUCCUCGUGCUGAGUUGCCGCACCUAUGGUCUUUCAGUAAGGGACCGCAGAGCCAGAGGCGUCUCGAGAACCUCGCCCAAGUGCCAAAGAUGGCAGCAACAAUGCAAGAACUUCAUGUGGAGGAGGAGCUGGGACGCGCAGACCUGAAAGCACCACCAUACCAGAGUUCCUUAUCAUCUCUGACAAGUCGGCCGCCCAAUUUACGGCUCGGCAUGGGCUUACCCCUGAGCCGCGUCUAUGCCGAGUAUUGGGCUGGGAGUCUCGACCUGCAUAGUCUCGAAGGCUACGGAACGGAUGUAUUUCUGCAGAUUUCGAGACUAGGGAACAAGAAUGAGCAGCUGACUACACGAGCCAGCAUGGAUGCUUUAUAG